AUGGCCCAGCGGUUCGGCGCGUCGUCUCUUCACCAGCGCGACUCCCGCUCCGCCCUCUUCGAAGGCUACACCGGCGGCGAGCACACUCCACGCGGCCACAGCCCCAACCCCUACAACGCGGGCUACGCGGCGGCAUACCCCAACGGCGGCUACGGCGAGCGACACGGCUACAGGGCCGCCACGCCAAACAGGAAGGGCCAGUACAGCGAUGCCGUGUUCAACGAGCUGGAGAGCCAGAACGAGGACCAGGUCGCCGGGAUACUGGGCAAGGUCCGCACCCUGAAGCAUAUGACGGUGGCUAUCGGCGACGAAAUCCGCGAGUCCUCCGCCCUGGCGGAUAAAAUGAACGACGCCUUUGACGACGCGAGGAUGCGCGUCAGGGGCACCAUGAAUAGGAUGAAGAUUAUGGCCGAGCGGACGGGCGUGGGGUGGAGGCUGUGGCUGCUGUUCUUUGCCGCCGUCGGCAUGCUCUUCUUUUACGUGUGGUUGUUCUGA
Metarhizium acridum CQMa 102 is the source of this 495-nucleotide messenger RNA. RefSeq names its product protein transport protein bet1 (gene BET1). Gene Ontology annotation, biological process: endoplasmic reticulum to Golgi vesicle-mediated transport. The record is from RefSeq and is a predicted model, not a curated record. Lineage: Eukaryota; Fungi; Ascomycota; Sordariomycetes; Hypocreales; Clavicipitaceae.